This is a messenger RNA of Ustilaginoidea virens, 3585 nucleotides long. RefSeq lists its product as uncharacterized. Gene Ontology annotation, cellular component: chromatin. The coding region runs from base 1 to 3585 and encodes 1194 amino acids. Gene Ontology annotation, biological process: DNA-templated transcription; regulation of transcription by RNA polymerase II. Gene Ontology annotation, molecular function: RNA polymerase II cis-regulatory region sequence-specific DNA binding; DNA-binding transcription factor activity, RNA polymerase II-specific; zinc ion binding. NCBI's taxonomy places the organism in Eukaryota, Fungi, Ascomycota, Sordariomycetes, Hypocreales, Clavicipitaceae. The transcript has 3 exons. The record is from RefSeq and is a predicted model, not a curated record.
AUGUCCAACACCGCUGCGGCAAGCGCUGCAGCAAGUGCUGCCACGAGCACCAGCAACGCACCAGCUGCGACGGCGGCGGCGGCGCCUAAAGCUGACGAGUCUGCUCCUUCAAUCACCGUGAGCACGAAAGCGCCGUCCAACUUCCCCCCGCCAAAGACGGACAAACCCCGUCCGCACGUUUGCGCAACUUGCCAGCGCUCCUUUGCUCGUCUUGAGCACCUGAAAAGGCACGAGCGCUCCCACACCAAGGAGAAGCCCUUCGAAUGCCCCGAAUGUGCACGAUGCUUUGCCCGUCGCGAUCUGCUGCUUCGCCACCAGCAAAAGCUUCACCAAACCUCCACACCGUCUUCUCGCCCUCGCAAUCGACGCGAGUCCGCCAGCGGUGUUACGCCUGCCCAAAGCAGACGUAAAAACAGCGUGGCCGGCGUGACUGCUGCUGGCGUCGGUUCCGCAAACGCCUCCAUGAGACCUAGGGCCAACACCAUCAGUCACGUUGACGGCGCUGCUAUGCAGCUGCUUGCCGCCUCGGCCAAUGCUUCGACGGCGCGGAGCAUGGCUCACAGUCGUCAUCCGAGCUUGGCCGGCCUCCCGGCUCACAGCCUGGAUCAUGUCUUUGGCGGAAUGUCUGCCGUGCUGGGCCAGAGAGGUUUGCACCACGGUCUGCCAAAGCUGGAAACUUGCCCGAUUGACGGCCACGAUUUCGAUGCCGGCGGUGGUUUGAGGACCGCGCCACCAAUGGCCGUCUUUGGCCUGGAAUACGAUUUCGAGCGUCUCCUCUUUGGCCAAGGCUCGACAAUCAACCCCAACGCCCUCCACUACAACGAUUCUCCGCAGUCAAUGGCGCUGGAUCAAACGUCUCCUUUCGGGCAGAGUUUGAACGACGUUGCCGCCACUCAGCAUUUUGAUGAUGGCCUGGACUGGGUGACGGGAUUCGAGAACCACAUGUCCUUUGGCGCCAACGAAACCGUGAUUGACGGGUCGAGCCCGUCGGCCAUAAGCACGACGAGCCAGAGUGGGAUUAGCGAUGUGAUGGUGGAUGGAUCAAACCACCCUGCUCCAGCAGGGACGAGCACCAUGUGGCAAUCUUCUGUCAUGGGACCUCCGCAGAUGCCCAACCCGUUUGCGAUGGAUUUGAAUGGUUCAGUCUUUCCAGAUCUCCUUAGCGGAGCUCCUUUAUCACCUCAGCCAGCCACUCAAAAGAUCAAUGACCCGUACUUUUCCGCGCCUCCAACCCCACUGAGCCCGUUGAGCAAGUCCGUUGUAUCUGGAUUGAAUCCUCAAAGCUUGAAAAACCCAUCGGCAGCGGCGGCGGCGGCGGCGGCGGCGGCGGCGACGCUCUGCUUCUAUGCCGACCCGGACACCCCGUCAGCCCUGAACGGGGGAAAUCACCACAUUACUUCACCAGUGACAACCAUAAAAGAUGAGACCCGGACCACCAUCGUGACCAUACUUUCCCUCUGUCUGCCCUUUGGCAGCCGCUCAUCGCAGGCGUCUCCUGUCCAGUCGGGCGGCGACGCUUGCUCAAACCCAGCCCCCGCCGUCCCCAGUACCCAGGAUCUCCAGAGAUAUGUCGCGGCCUAUUUGACAUGCUUUCAUCCUCACCUCCCAUUUCUGCAUCUACCUACUCUCUCAUUCGAUGUGUCCCCAGAAACAACAGGCAGCCUGAAAGGUGCAGACGGUAACGGGUGCCUACUCCUUUCCAUGGCCGCUUUUGGCGCCGCAUAUGAAAUGGAACAUGCUCAGUCCAGGGAGUUGUUCGAAAUGGCCAAGAAGAUUGUCUUUUUUUACCUGGAAGAGAGGCGGAAAUCCGAUGUUGGCAAGAUUGACUUGCGAUGCAGCACUAUUCCGUCGGACUCGGCAUCAGGGCAGCAGCAGAACCUCACUCGACCCAGCACGCCACUAUGGCUCGUGCAAGCCAUGCUUCUCAACGUCAUCUACGGCCACACCUGUUCCGACAAGGUGACGAGUGAUAUCGCGUCGACCCACUGCACGGCUCUCGUUAGUCUCGCAGAAUCAGCAGGUUUGCUCCGCCGGGGCCAGGAAGAUGCUUCCGGUGCUGAUGCCGCCGACGUUGAAAUGUCCAGCGACUCGGGCCGGGCAGCGUGCCCAGCUGAUGAGCAAGAGCAAAAGGAGUGGCUCAUGUGGAAGUCGGCCGAAGAGCGAAAACGCACCGUCUACGCCAUCUUCGUCUUGUCCAGCUUGGCCGUCGCCAGCUUCAACCACAGCCCGGCGCUGACCAAUUCGGAGAUUUGCUCGGACCUGCCGUGCGACGAAGAGUUUUUUGCUGCAGAAACCAGCGCCGCGUUUGCCGCCAAGGGAGGGGUCGAGGCAGCUCAUCAUAAUUGCUCGAGUUUCUCGGACUCGCUGGACGAGUUGCUGUGCGCAAACGAGCGGCGAAAGAAGCAUCGUCAUCAUCGUCAUGUUCAACAACAGCAGCAGCAGCAAAAAUUCGCCUCGCAUGCUGCAAAGGCUUCAGAAUCGCCCGUGACAGACCUCAAACCAAGCGCGUUUGGUUGUCUAGUGCUGAUCUACGCCCUGCACAACUACAUUUGGGAGACACGACAACGGCACCAAAACAGGACCUGGACGCGCACGGAAGCCGAGGAGCUGCUCACGCGAGUGGAACCGGCGUUGAAAGCCUGGCAAGUGGCCUGGUCCAGCAAUCCGCAGCACAGUGUCGAACGACCAAACCCGUUUGGUAUGGGACCGCUACCGGCGGACGCCCUCCCCCUGCUGGACCUUGCCUUUGUGAAGCUGUUUGUGGACCUCGGGCCGGCAAAGGAGAAGCUGUGGCAGCGCGACUGGGACGGCUUGAUUGAGGAGCUGUCGCGCGCCGGCCAAGGGCAAGACGAGGUGGACGGGUGGUCAGAAGGCGAGACGGGACCGGAUCCCUUGUCGCACUCGGCCCUACACCUGGGUUUCAUGGAUUCGCCGGCGGCAGCGCAGGAUUACCUUGGCGGCGGCGGCAUGUCGGUCGACAAGGCUUUCGGGUCGUUGCACGAGGCCAACGGGACGGGACGAGCCGUCCCCUCGGGGGAGAGGUGUCUCCGCAUGGCCUCGUUGUACGCGGUGGACUCUCUCUCGAUGAGCGACAGACUGGGAGUCACAUUUGCCGACAGAAGCAGCCGCGAGCUGCCGAUGCAAACAGCUCUCUGCACAGCCGAGUGCGCCCAGGUGCUCGCCGGAUGGAUCGCGGCCCUGCAAGAACGGGUGGGCCCGUACCUGGGCGUCAUCGGACAAGACGCGAUCGACUUUGGCCAGGUGCCCGCCCUCGUUCUGCUCGACGAAGAGGACGUCAAGCUGCUGGGCAAGAUUAAGGAGAUGCUAUCCAUGGCGGAGCUGAAGAUGAACAUGCGGCUGGCUUUCGGGGGCGGCGGCGGCUGCGUGGAGGGACGCGAGUCUGUGCUGUGCCCGGACGGGUUCGAGGGCUACGCGGCCAAGAUUCUGCGUCUUGCGGCGUGGAUGCUCGACCAGUCGGCGGUGUGGCCGGUGGCCCACGUGGCGGCCCGCGGGCUGGAAAUGUAUGCCAGCCACGUCCGCGCCCGGGCGGAGGAGUCUGUCCUGGGCGUCGCCAUGACGAUGUGA